GCAACCAAUUACAAGAUAACUAGCAGAAAGUUUCCAUCCUUAGUUUAUACAUUCAAGGAGAACAUAGCAACAAUUCAAGGCUUUUAUAACCAAAAAGCUAUAGAGACAGAACAAAUCCAAUUAUGGUGGGUUAUGAACUGGCCGGAGGGCCAGAAAAGGAUCGAAGUACUCCCAAAAAAACCCAACCUACCUAGCAAGUUAUGGAAAGCAAUAGCUUUUGGCUCAUUUGUAGACUUACAAGAAUUUACACAGAAAAACCUAAUCAGCAACGUUAAACAAAUGAAUGAAGAUACAUGGAAAUAUAGUAUAUCAUUUGGGAGUAUAUCAGAAUGGUUACUGGCAUUUAAGUCCUAUAUGGAUGCAGUACUCAUUUUAUAUGAAAACCGUGAGCAAGAGAUAAAUACAUACAGGGAUCAUAUUUAUGAGCUAUGCACCAAAUAUAAGUUCUCAGCUGUAAUGGGAUAUGAUGAAGAUCGUCGAAUUGCAUUGGUGAUAAAUCGGGAUUCGACUCUAUUUGAAAAAGAUAUUGAGGCAGAAGGUAAAAACUUCGAUAUUGCAGCCAUUAAAAGAUUGAAAGAUGAAGUUCGGCCUAACAAUUGG
Molecule: messenger RNA, 600 nt
Organism: Ambispora leptoticha
Lineage: Eukaryota; Fungi; Glomeromycota; Glomeromycetes; Archaeosporales; Ambisporaceae
Source: the annotation of a GenBank genome assembly